UAUGGCCUCGCGGGGCUUUACGUGCAGAAAUAUAAAUCAAACAGCAAGCACUUUAACAGAAUGACACCACUGUGGAGCCAGCGACACGGACGCGAGGCACCUAGACCCAGAUGGGCAUUGACAGAUCAGAAGAUAAAACUCCCUAAAUGCCCCAAUGCUGUUCCCCGGCAACCUCUGCCCACUAAUCCACCCAGAUUGAGACCCCGAAAACCCACCACAGACUACGGGCCUUUAAAAAGCUCUGUGAUAGGGUUGGAUCCCUGGGGGGAACCAGGAUUUUCCAGAGCGAGUGGCUACCAUGCCAGGCAUGCAGAAGAAAGCCCAGUACGGCCACGAAUUGUGACCGUGGUACGGCCAUGUGGAGAGCAGAGUCUGCGUAAGAUCUCACUGCUUUUAAACCGCCGUGCUGUGCAGACGUUUGAGCAGCUAAUGGCAGAUGUAUCCGAGGCCCUCGGUUUCCCCCGCUGGAACAACGCUCGCAUACGCCGCCUCUUUAGUCCCGCUGGCCGCGAGAUCCACAGCCUUUCCGACUUCUUCCGCAUCGACCAUGCUUUUCUGGCCUUUGGAGUCAAUCGACCGUCUCUUGAUGAGGUGCACACAGCGCUGAACGAGUUAUACCCCGAAAACCCCAAGUACUGUGAACACCUCCUAAGGAUAUGGGAUCGUAUCCUGAGACCCAAAGCCACUAAAGCAGAUAGUGGUUUCCAUGACGAUGAACCUGGCGGUGAGGGGCCUUUACCUACUGUAUGUGAUCAACAUCUAAACCAACCAGCUGCCAACAACCUGCAGCCUGUUGGAGGUCAAGGACGGCAAAGAGAUAAAGUUAAAAAAGAAAGGCAGAGAAAAGACAGAGAGUUGUGGGUGAGGAAGGGUGACCAACAUAAAGACGAUAAAAAGGAGCCAAAGAAGGAGGAAAGAAAGGCAGAACCGGUUUAUUGCAGGAGCUGUCGUGGAUGUGGCCCACCUAUACCCCCAAUCAGAAGCAAACCACAGUAUAGGCCAAAUAACCCUAGUGAUGCAAAUAAGACUUCAGAAAACACACCGCACAGACCACUGAAAGUCGAAGAGCAUGCCAUUCAUAACCAAGAAGCGGCAAAACAGAGAAACUUCCAGGCUAAUCUACCAGCAGAUGGUGCGGAAGUUACACCGGAAGACAUCGAGCGCUGUUACGAGAUCGGCCGCGUGGUAGGGGAUGGGAACUUCGCGGUGGUAAGGGAGUGCCGAGUGCAUGGCGUACCAGAAAUCUUUGCCAUGAAGAUCGUGGACAACGCUAAGCUGCAGGGACGCGGUCACAUGAUCAAGAAUGAGAUUUCUCUGCUACGUAGCCUGGAACAUCCUCGACUCAUUCAGCUCUUUCGUUCACAUCACACCGACACCCAUGUGUACCUGCUGAUGGAGCUGGUCACCGGUGGAGACCUGUUUGAUGCUAUCUCACAGAGCGGCAGGUUUAAUGAGCCAAGUGCUGCAUGCAUGAUCAGAGAUAUCAGCCAGGCUCUGGAAUACAUCCACAACAAGAGCAUUGCACACAGAGAUAUCAAACCUGAAAAUCUACUGGUUCAGCGGCAUGGCAAUGGAAGUUUAAAUCUGAAAUUGGCCGAUUUUGGAUUAGCUAUGGUGAUAACAGAGCCUGUGUUUACAGUUUGUGGCACACCCACAUAUGUUGCUCCAGAGAUACUUGCUGAGACAGGUUACGGUGUUGAAGUAGACAUCUGGGCGAUGGGUGUUAUCCUGUUUGUACUCCUGAGUGGGUUUCCUCCAUUCCGAAGUCCAGACCGUAAUCAAGAGGAACUUUUUUGUCUCAUCCAAAAGGGAGAUGUCCAUUUUCUGUCCCCUUACUGGGACAAUGUAUCUGAGGGGGCUAAAGCUCUAGUCAGAGCUCUACUGGAGGUGGAUCCAAAAAAGCGCUUGACAGCUUAUCAAACAUUACAGCACGACUGGCUUCAACAUGCAACAGCACAAAAAGACCAUAAGGGGUCGACACAAGCCACUGAAGCUACAAUUGAGAAGCCCAACCAUCAAAUACAAAACAGACAAAUGGAAAGUCAGAAAGACAAUGAAAAUACUCUCAAACUGAACAUAUCAGCAGAGAAAUCUCUUGCUGCCGAUGUCAAAAAGUACAGAAUAAAGAAUAAACAUAAACCGGAUAUUAAUGCACAUGAUACAUGCCAUAAAAUGAGUAGUGACCAACAACAUUCAUCCACAACAAAUAGGCACCAUAGCAUAGAUCAGCACAAACCUGAGAGACCAGCAGAACGAGAAGACGCCGACUCAAAACAAGAGUGACCUGCUAAAUAAUGAGAAAUG
Molecule: messenger RNA, 2304 nt
Organism: Paramisgurnus dabryanus
Lineage: Eukaryota; Metazoa; Chordata; Actinopteri; Cypriniformes; Cobitidae
Source: RefSeq, a predicted model, not a curated record